GAAUUUCUUAUUGGAUUGAGGCUUCAUCUUCCACAAGGAAUUUCUUAUUGGAUUGAGGCUUCACCUUUAAAAGGAAUUUCUUAUUGGAUUGAGUCUUCUUCUUUCGCAAGGAAUUUCUUAUUGGAUUGA
This is a messenger RNA of Cetraspora pellucida, 129 nucleotides long. Lineage: Eukaryota; Fungi; Glomeromycota; Glomeromycetes; Diversisporales; Gigasporaceae. The record is from the annotation of a GenBank genome assembly.